AAAAGUUGUUUAAUCACAAGACUACAAGUUUAAGUCUUCUUUUAUAACAAGCACGAGCAUCAGACGAAGGGUUCUCUCCAGUUCUGCCCUCCUCUUCUGGUGCGAUUCUGCUAACGUUUGGGGAUCCUAUUCGCUUAACCGACAUGAAUCCUGAAUAUGAUUAUUUAUUCAAGCUCCUUCUUAUUGGAGACUCUGGUGUUGGCAAGUCAUGUCUUCUUCUGAGAUUUGCUGAUGAUUCAUAUAUUGACAGUUACAUAAGCACUAUUGGAGUAGAUUUUAAAAUACGAACUGUUGAGCAAGAUGGGAAGACCAUUAAACUUCAGAUUUGGGACACUGCAGGACAAGAACGAUUUCGGACAAUCACCAGCAGCUACUACCGUGGGGCACAUGGGAUCAUUAUUGUCUAUGAUGUGACAGACCAAGAGAGCUUCAAUAAUGUCAAGCAGUGGCUCAGCGAGAUUGAUCGCUAUGCCAGUGAUAGUGUUAACAAACUUUUGGUUGGAAACAAGUGCGAUCUUAAAGAUAAUAGAGCUGUCUCAUAUGAAACAGCUAAAGCAUUUGCUGAUGAAAUUGGCAUCCCUUUCCUGGAAACAAGUGCAAAGGAUGCUACGAAUGUGGAACAGGCAUUCAUGGCCAUGGCUGCUGCAAUCAAGGAUAGAAUGGCAAGCCAACCAGCCAGUAAUAAUGCAAGGCCUCCAACAGUGCAGAUCAGAGGACAGCCUGUUGCCCAGAAAAGUGGGUGCUGUUCUUAGCCCCCAGUGUUAUUAUUAUUUAGUCCCAUUUCAUUUGGUCAGCCUCUCUUUCUCUGAUGCGUGUAAUGAUGUAAGAUUUGUUUGUUAUUUCACUAAGUAGUGGAUCAAUGUCAUAGAAUUGAAUUCCUUGUGGUUUGGGAACUGACCUGGAUGAUCCCAUUCUUUAGUAUAGACUUUGCUGAUGGUUAUGGUUUGUGCAAAAUAUAUUUUAUUCAGGGAUGGUAAUAUACUGUGAUGAUAAUAUUCUCGUCCUUUAAAUUGCAAGUUGACACCUUUUUGCUUUU
Messenger RNA from Prosopis cineraria, 1036 nucleotides. RefSeq names its product ras-related protein RABD2a. Lineage: Eukaryota; Viridiplantae; Streptophyta; Magnoliopsida; Fabales; Fabaceae. The transcript is spliced from 8 exons. The record is from RefSeq and is a predicted model, not a curated record. The coding region runs from base 144 to 752 and encodes 202 amino acids. Gene Ontology annotation, molecular function: GTPase activity; GTP binding.